This is a messenger RNA of Cladocopium goreaui, 1236 nucleotides long. Lineage: Eukaryota; Dinophyceae; Suessiales; Symbiodiniaceae. The record is from the annotation of a GenBank genome assembly.
AUGACGCCAAUGCCAUCCGUGUCAGCGGCGCAGCCAAAUCUUAACUUCCGCCAGCAGGAGGCUUGGAACCUCCAAGUCAUGCAGUGCAUGAUGGGAUUCUACAAGCAAAAUGUCCAGAACGUGCAGCAGAACAUGCAGCAGAACAUGCACCAGAACAUGCACCAGAACAUGCACCAGAACAUGCCAGCCCAAAUGACAAAUCCUGUUCCCGGCUUCAUGGCCAUGGGGAAUCAUGGGAUCGCCUUCGGACCGUUCCCGAACCCUUGGAUGGGCGAAGGCUUCGGCAUCUCGUUGCCGGGUUUUCAGGGUGCGAAGGUGUAUGCCAUUCCUGCUGAGCCUGGGAUGCAUGCGAUGGGCUGGGGUUUCCCGAUGAAUCACCAAGAGAUGACGGCGCCCAAGGCAGACUGGAGUCCGAAUGGCCAGAGUGGCUUCGGAUACCAAGCAAACUGGGAACCAGAGAUGCCCGAAGCUUUCAAGGAUUUCGUUGAGAAGGCUCUCGAUUGCCGAGCCUGUUGGGACCUCCAAGAUUAUAUCCCAGAUUGCAGCACGGCAGAACUCAAAUUUAUGGCAAAUCAGCUUCGUGGACACGUGCGAGAGGCCACAGCAGUGGAACUUUUGGUCGUGGAGUCGCCGCACGGAAACCAUGUCCUGCAACGCAUGUUGGAGUUUAUGUCUCCAAAGGCUUUGCACUUCGUUUUGGAAGAAAUGCUUGCGUGGGCUCCUGCGCCAGUACUGGCCCGUCACCGUUACGGUUGCCGUGUCCUGGAGCGCAUACUGGAGCAUUUCGGCGAAGCAUCCAUCAAGUCACUGUUGGAAGAUCUGUUGUACCAUGCCAAGGAGUUGUGCCUUCAUCCCUUUGGGAAUUUCGUGAUGCAAAUCUUUAUGGAACAUGCUCCGGCGACGUACCGAAAAUCACUGAUUGAAAUCAUCGCACAGAACAUGGUCCAAGUGGCCAGUGACCACAAUGGCUGUGCGGUAUUGGAGAAGGGGUUGUCCUAUGGUGAGGAGGCCGAGCGCAAGAUGUUGGUGAAGUCAAUUCUGAAGGUGGAAGGCUUGCUGCCCUCCAUGAAGAGCUUGCGGGGUGGGGCCACGGCCAUCGAUCGCGUGUUGGACAUUGCCACUGGCUGGGCCUUGAGCGAGGCCCAGCGUCAGUUGAACGGAGGAGCUGCCAAGAUGAUCAACAAGGGCCGGGGCAGGUGGCGUGCCCAAGAGUCAGGUCGUCCCCGACGCAAGUGA